Closterium sp. Naga37s-1 is the source of this 661-nucleotide messenger RNA. Lineage: Eukaryota; Viridiplantae; Streptophyta; Zygnematophyceae; Desmidiales; Closteriaceae. The record is from the annotation of a GenBank genome assembly.
CUACGUUGACGGUUCUUUUGAGAAUUCUCACAAGUACUCUCCCCCCGUCUGGUUCCCCUCUGGAUCCCACGGGUCUCUUUGGCCGAGCGGCAGUGAGCGGGGAGGAGGUGAGUCUCGUCCCCCUGGCAUCCUCGGUGUUGCAAUGGUUGGCCCCUGUAUCCUCGGUGUUGCAAUGGUUGGUAACCACGUUGGCGGUUACACGAGACGCUUGGUGCUUGCGGUGCAGCCUGUGGCCACCACUGCUGCUACAGCCUUUCUCCCGCCUAACCCCCACACCCACCCUUCCUGCUCUUCCUCCCUUCCCCAGGCCCCUGUAUCGUCGGCGUUGCGAUGGUUGGUAACCGCAUCGGCGGUUACAACCAAUCCUUGCACUGCUGGCGCCUGCCUGUUUGGACUGCACUGGAGGGCUGCUGAGGAGAGGAGGCUGAGAUUGGCCGGAUCCGCAUCAGUCCAGCUGGGCGCAUUGCUGGCAUGGACGCUCCUGCUCAAGCCAUCUUCUCCCUGCUGCCACCCCAUGCAUUCAUCCCACACACCCUUGCUCUCACUCCACGCAUGUGCUCACAGGUUGGUCGGAUUCGCAUCAGUGCAGCUGGCCGCAUUGCUGGCAUGGACGCUCCUGCAAGAUCCAUCUUCUCCCUGCUGCCGUCGCUGCAGCAGUUAG